GCUCUUUUGUAAGCUGAACUAAUGACUGCCGCAAGAAGAAGACACAGAGAACUGAGUAUCCUCCCAAAGGUGACGUUGGAAGCAAUGAACACCACAGUGAUGCAAGGUUUUAACAGAUCUGAGCGGUGCCCCAGAGACACUCGGAUAGUACAGCUGGUAUUCCCAGCCCUCUAUACAGUGGUUUUCUUCACUGGCAUCCUGCUGAACACUUUGGCUCUGUGGGUGUUCGUUCACAUCCCCAGCUCCUCCACCUUCAUCAUCUACCUCAAAAACACUUUGGUGGCCGACUUGAUAAUGACACUCACGCUUCCUUUCAAAAUCCUCUCUGACUCACACCUGGCACCCUGGCAGCUCAGAGCUUUUGUGUGUCGUCUCUCUUCGGUGAUAUUUUAUGAGACCAUGUAUGUGGGCAUCGUGCUGUUAGGUCUCAUAGCCUUUGACAGAUUCCUUAAGAUCAUCAGACCUUUGAGAAAUAUUUUCCUAAAAAAAACGGUUUUUGCAAAAACGGUCUCAGUCUUCAUCUGGUCCUUUUUUUUCUUCAUCUCCCUGCCAAAUAUGAUCUUGAGCAACAAGGAGGCAACACCAUCGUCUGUGAAAAAGUGUGCUUCCUUAAAGGGGCCUCUGGGGCUGAAAUGGCAUCAAAUAGUAAAUAACAUAUCCCAGUUUAUUUUCUGGACUGUUUUUGUCCUAAUGCUUGUGUUUUAUGUGGUUAUUGCAAAAAAAGUAUACGAUUCUUAUAGAAAGUCCAAAAGUAAGGACAGAAAAAACAACAAAAAGCUGGAAGGCAAAGUAUUUGUUGUCGUGGCUGUCUUCUUUGUGUGUUUUGCUCCAUUUCAUUUUACCAGAGUUCCAUAUACUUAUAGUCAAACCAACAAUAAGACUGACUGUAGACUGCAAAAUCAACUAUUUAUUGCUAAAGAAACAACUCUCUUUUUGGCAGCAACUAACAUUUGUAUGGAUCCCUUAAUAUACAUAUUCUUAUGUAAAAAAUUCACAGAAAAGCUACCAUGUAUGCGAGGGAGAAAGACCAUAGCAUCAAGCCAAGAAAAUCAUAGCAGUCAGACAGACAAUAUAACCUUAGGUUGACAAUUGUACAUAAGGUUAACCUCUAUUUAUUGAUGAGACUUCAGUAGAUAAUGUAGAAAUCAAAUUUAAUGAAUAAGAAAAGAUUGGAAUAAAUGCUCUCUUACAUUAUCCUAGUGUACAGAAAAGAUUACAUAAAUUUUAACUCCACAUACAUCUAUUCAUAAGCUGAAUGAACCAUUACUAAGAGAAUGCAACAGGACACAAAUGGCCACUAGAGGUCAUUAUUUCAAGAGCAUUUCACUUUAACACUUUGGAAAAGAUUAAGGAGAAUGUACAUCCCUACAAACCUCCCCUCCAAACACCUUCUCACAUUCUUUUCCACAAUUCACACAACACUACUGCUUUUGUGCCCCGUAAAUGUAGAUAUGUGCUGGGGGGAAAAAAAAAAAAAAAGCCAAACUCCUGAAGUCCGUUGUUGAAAACUGCAGCCAGGGGUUGAAAGGGAUGCAGAUCUAAAGAGUCUGAGGAAUUGAAGUGGGUUAGCAAGACCUCCAAAAUCCUGGGUAAAUGAUUUUCUCCUUACAAUUACAAACAGCCUCUUUCACAUUACAAUAAUAUACCAUAGGAGGCACAAGCACCAUUAUUAAGCCUCUUUGCUUACACCUUAAGAGUGUACAAUUCAAGUGUAAGAAUGCUGUGUUAACUAUUCUUUGGAAUUCUCCUUUUGUCUAGCAAAUACUCUAAUGAUGGUUAAACAUGCCACCACUCAGCAAUGCCUUCCUGGCAUUGCCACAACCCCUAUGCCCCUGCCCCACCCUCCUGGUUAAAAAUAAUUACUUCUACUGUUUGGGUGUGUGAUAGGGUUCUCAGUACAGAUCCCCCUUUUCUAGUUAGCUAUAUUCUUGACUGUAUCCCCUAAAAAUGUUAAAGCUUCUUGAGAGACAGACAUGCCAGGUUUUCUUGGUAUCUCCCACAAUACGCCCUCCAGUGCAUGGUCUACAGAUGUUUAAAUAGAAUUGCUGUUCUCGAUCCACACAAAGAUGGAAUUGCCGACCCAUUAUCAGUAACAUCCAUAUUGGGAGCUUUUUCAAAGGAUGGUGACCUGUUUGUACUUAUUUACCUUGGUACUUUUUCUUGCAUCCUUUUGUGAUUCAAAAAAUAAAACGCAGCUUUCUGAAAUGAUGGAUAAGAGUCUACAUCUUCUAGAAAAAAUACAGGAAGGCGUAGUUAAGCUCUGUAAAUGUGCCAUGAGCUCCAACACGAACAUCAUAAGGUGAAGCCAACGUUUUCUUCCAUGGCCUCAACGACCCUAGAACUUGCCUACCUUUCUGGCCUUACCUCCUAGCUACUUACCCAUCUCUUGAACUUUAUACUCCUGUAUACAUUUCUAAGUUUCAGAAAAUGCCACGCUCCAUUCUGGGACUACACAUGUAUACUUCCCUCUGGUACACCUGGAAGACUCUUAUCCAUCUGUGAAACCCUAUGUUGCCAUCAAAAAAUACUACCUGGCCAACAUCCCACCAUCACCUCAAACCCAAUCACCCCCUCUCUGUAUGCUGUCACACCUAUAUUAAUAAACUUAUCACACUGCAUUGUAAUUAUUCCCUCACCUUUGUAUCUAUUCUUUUAAUAACCGAUGUAUAUUUUUGAAAGGAGAGAUUGUUUCACUGUGCAAUCAAUAAAUGUUUGAUAAAAUAAA
Messenger RNA from Macaca mulatta (Rhesus monkey), 2725 nucleotides. It is a transcript of the gene P2RY13, whose product is annotated as purinergic receptor P2Y13. Gene Ontology annotation, molecular function: G protein-coupled purinergic nucleotide receptor activity. Gene Ontology annotation, cellular component: membrane. Gene Ontology annotation, biological process: negative regulation of adenylate cyclase activity; G protein-coupled receptor signaling pathway. Lineage: Eukaryota; Metazoa; Chordata; Mammalia; Primates; Cercopithecidae. The record is from RefSeq and is a predicted model, not a curated record.